CUUCGUGCGUCGGGUGGUCUGCUGCAAACUAAAGUUGUUGUUUCUUUAUUGUUUUGUAUAAUUAUCUAUAAUUGAAUAAAGUGUCUGAAUUCUAAUAUAACGUGUUUUUGCCAUUCGCUUUAACAAUUGUUGGCUUCUUAACUUUAUUUUUGGGCUCGUGUGUCUGCAAGCCAGACCUGCUGGUGGUGGUAACGCAUCACAAAGUUGUCGACCGCUAAAGAUCGAAGAAGAAACACGGAACUGUCACAGCAUGAUGCCAAUUCAUACCUGUGACUGAAGAACUAGCAUUGUUCAGCUUCAGGUUUGAAUCAGUCCGGGACAGUCUUUAUGCGGUUUCUGCCUGUUAACACAAUGGCGUCUGACAAACAGCAUUGCUCGUGCUGCUCCCAUCCAGUCUCCUCUCCUAGUGUUUACCAGACGCUGAAUGAAAUGGAAUUUGAACGAGGUAUCUGGUCUUCUGCAAUGGACGGGAACUUGGAGAGAGUUGAGUCCUUGGUCCAGAAGGGCACAGACCCUAACCUGAGAGACUCAUCUGGAUACACAGCACUGCACUACGCAAGUCGCAGUGGUCAUCUCGCUGUGUGCAAGUUUCUUCUUGAGAAUGGUGCCUGUGCAUCUCCCCAGACACCAGGCGGUGCCACACCACUCCAUCGAUCAGCCUACUGCGGUCACCUGGAUGUGGUUAGACUCCUUGUGCACCACAGGGCAGAUCCAAUGCUCUGUGAUGACGAUGGUGCAUCCCCUUUACAUAAGGCUGCAGAACAGGGUCAUGAAGAGGUGUGUCAGCUGCUUCUUGAGCACUGUCCUACACUCUGCAGCCAGGUGAACAAAAGGCUCCAGCUACCCUACCAGCUGGCACAGCAGGGAGAUCUGCAGGAGCUCUUAAAACCGCCUCGGUGACGACGGACACACUGCAUCUGAGUUGCUAAGAUCAGACAAAUGAUAUGACCUCAAAACAUGCUAGGUGAGGUCCACUUAAGUCAGGAUCAUGUUGACCUGGAUUCACUACAUUGGGCUGCUUUUUUCUCAAAUGAACAUCAGAAGAGAGCCACUGAAUGAAACAGGGUGAACACGACAUUACAUUUUCUAGCUUUAUACAUAAAAAUCACCCUGUUUUUGAUUUCUAGUUUACUGCUUGUGUAAUAAUUACACAUCCUAAGCUAUAGAAACCUGUAAAACCUGCCAAAUAACACCAGUUUCCACUGUCUGCUACUGCUGCACUCCUAUCAGGUAAUUGUCAAAUAAAAUAAAAAGUAAUUGUAUUUAAUUAA
Xiphias gladius (swordfish) is the source of this 1271-nucleotide messenger RNA. It is a transcript of the gene ankrd39, whose product is annotated as ankyrin repeat domain 39. The coding region runs from base 328 to 900 and encodes 190 amino acids. Lineage: Eukaryota; Metazoa; Chordata; Actinopteri; Istiophoriformes; Xiphiidae. Gene Ontology annotation, cellular component: ciliary inversin compartment. Gene Ontology annotation, biological process: protein localization to ciliary inversin compartment. The record is from RefSeq and is a predicted model, not a curated record. Gene Ontology annotation, molecular function: protein binding. The transcript is spliced from 4 exons.